Anopheles bellator is the source of this 3428-nucleotide messenger RNA. RefSeq names its product rap1 GTPase-activating protein 1 (gene RapGAP1). Gene Ontology annotation, molecular function: GTPase activator activity. The record is from RefSeq and is a predicted model, not a curated record. Gene Ontology annotation, cellular component: cytoplasm. Bases 1 to 3141 code for a protein of 1046 amino acids. NCBI's taxonomy places the organism in Eukaryota, Metazoa, Arthropoda, Insecta, Diptera, Culicidae. The transcript is spliced from 7 exons. Gene Ontology annotation, biological process: regulation of small GTPase mediated signal transduction; activation of GTPase activity.
AUGUUGAAAAUACAAAUGCUGGAACAGAUCGUGACCAAUGAGAACGUAAUCGACGAUGAUGACCAUCGACACGCCGGCGGCGGUGCGGGAGGAGCAGGAGGCGGUCGGGCGGGAGGACAGGGGCCGCCCACCAGCCCCAACGUGCUGAGUCCGAUGGUGUCCAAACACUCGUCCUCGGCCGACGACGAGACGCGCAGCUUGAAUCGAGGCACGCGCCUAUCACCGCAAGGGCGGCAGCACAUGGGCGGGUGGACGACGGCCGCGGCCAACGCGAAGCAGAAUGGCGGCCUGGGGCCCGGAGCCCCGACGGCGACCAGCAAGAGUGCCACGACCAGCCCGGAACGGUUGCGCGGCGCAACCCACGAUCUGUUCGAGCUGCUCGAACGCGUCCAGUGCUCGCGCCUCGACGAUCAGCGCUGCGUCCUGCCGCCGUACUUCUCACAGGUGCGUACCGUUGGAACGGGCACGAAAACUCGAAUGAUGUGCAUUAGUACCCGCGGUGCUGGCGCUGAGGAUCGGAUCGCGAAUCCGCACGCAAACAGCGCGGCCACGAACGAGUCGACAAACAACCUGUCGGUACAAAUCCCUGCCCCGUCGCAGAUGGGAGGCGGUGGCAACACGCGGUCACUGCUGCGCCACUCGAACAGCAUGUCGUCGAAUCCGCACACCACGUCCAGCUCGACGCCGGCCUCGCCGCACCUGCUGUCGAACAGCUCCAGUGGCCACCUCCAUCAUGGCGGCGGCAGCAACGGAAGCAGCCUGCACCAACAGCCGCACCAACAGCAGCAGCAGCACGCCCAGUACCAGUCGCAGUCGUCGGUCAGCUCGCAGUCCUCGUCGAUCAUAUCGGCCGUUCCGCCGGUGCAGCGGCUGCUGGAGGAUGCGCUGGGGCGUCCGGCGCCCCACACGAUGAUCGUGGUGCCAAACACGGGCGGUUACUGGGUGGACGGAACGGAUCACGACGCUUCGUACGAGGUGCCGGCCCACACGACCUGGCGCGUCGGGAAGAUCGAAUCGGAUGACACGGCCAAGUGCUACCGGCGGUUCUUUAUCGCCCGCGAACACUCGAGCCUGGUCGGACACGACGACCAACUCGGGCCAGUGCUCCUCUCGAUCAAGUCGGAGAACGUGGCCAACACUGAUCACAUCCGCAUCCUGCUGCGAUUGCGUACCGGCACGAUGCACGAGCUGAUUCCGGCCUCCUGCCUCGGCAGCAACCCGUCGCCGAUCAAGAUGGCCCGGCUGCUGAACGAGCAGAUCAACGUGGACAGCUUCAUGCCGGUGCUGUGCCCGAAGGCGUCCUCGCUGAUCGCCAGCUACGACGAGCACGUGCUGGUGACCAACUUCAAGUUCGGCGUUCUCUACCAGCGCUACGGCCAGACGACGGAGGAGGAACUGUUUUGUAACAGCGACACGACGGCCGCCUUCGACGAGUUCCUCGAUCUGCUCGGCCAGCGUAUCCGGCUGCGGGACCACAAGGGUUACCGCGGUGGGCUCGACAUCCAGAACGGGCACACCGGGGACACGGCGGUUUACGAGGUGUUUAAGGAGCGCGAAAUUAUGUUCCACGUUUCGACGCUGCUCCCGUAUACCGAGGCCGACCCGCAGCAGUUGCAGCGGAAGCGGCACAUCGGCAACGACAUCGUGGCGAUCGUGUUCCAGGAGGAAAACACCCCGUUCUCGCCGGCCAUGAUCGCGAGCCACUUUCUGCACGCGUUCAUCGUCGUGCAGCCGAUCGAACCGAACACAGCGAACUGUCGGUACAAGAUUUCGGUCACGGCGCGCGACGAUGUGCCGUUCUUUGGGCCGACCCUCCCGCAACCGUCCGUCUUCAAGAAGGGCCCGGAGCUGAAGGAGUUCCUGCUGACGAAGCUGAUCAACGCGGAGAACGCGUGCUACAAGGCGGACAAGUUUGCGCAGCUCGAGCUGCGCACGCGAUCCUCGCUGCUGCAGAACCUGGUGGACGAGCUGAAGGAGAAGACCCGCGACUUCCUCGGAGCGGACGUGCUCGGUGGCGGCGCGCAGCCCACCUCGCCGACGCCGGAAACCCCCAAAUCGGAGGGUGGCUUCACCGGGUCCCGGUUCAUCGACACGGUCAAGAAAGCGCUCAACGCACGCCUUCGGUCACAAAACUCCGACCCGACCAACAAUGGGAGCGGUGGGGCCGCCGGUGCCCUCGAGGGUGCCCACCACCCGUCGAAGCAUCACAACUCGAUGAAGAAAUCCCGGGAAGGGGCUGUCGUAUCGGAUGCACCCGGCGGAGGAGCCGUCAAUAUUGGCCGCUCGCUGUCGAAGAGCAGCACGACCGGAUCGCGCAAAUCGCCCAACGAUUCGGUUGCGUCCUCGCCGGACAUCACUUCCCGCUGUUCGCUCAAUCCGAACCAUGGCGGCGGCGGUGGGGGCAGCGGCAACAACAACAACAACAUCGCUCCGAACCACAACAACAACAACUCGAACCUGAUCGGCAAAACCCACCACCAUUCGGGGGGCAACAACGGGGCAAAUGGUGCCGGAAACGUGAAUGGUGGGGCUCCCGGCAGCAACAACAACAACAACAACAAUGGUCCCGUGGCCAUGUCCGAAACCAGUGACGAUUCCAGCCUCAACAGCGUCGAUCUCGAUCCGAUGGUUUUUCUCCCCACGGUAGAUGCGGGCGCAACGUACAUCGACAGCGACACGGGCCUGGAGUCGAUGUCGUCGGCCGAUGCCACGACCAAGGCAUGCUCCCUGUGUCUGGAUGGGACGGGCUCCGCCAACGGCGGUGGCAGUGUGGUGAGCGUCAGCAUCAGCGGGGCCAGUGUCACGAUCGAUGGUGGUGGACGCGAGCUGCGCAACAGUGCCAGCUCCGGAACGGGCUCGACGGCCAGUGCCGGUGGUGGUGUCGGGGGAAUGGUCGCCGGGGGGCUGCUCCCACAGGAAACGGUGCAGCAGGUCGAGGGCAUGAAGCAAGAGAUAACUCGCUUGAAAUGUGAUAAACUGGAUCUCCUUCGGCAGAAUGUGACCUGCCAACGUGACAUCAAGCGUCUACGGGAACGUGAACUAUCGCUACAGGGCGACCUGGCUGCCGCCGGGAAAGAGAUCCUUCGAUUACGCGACCUGCUGAAGGAGUGCAUGCCGGCCGCCGUCGCCGAGCCAAUGUAAACCAGUUCCAGUAUCGAUCACGGGCCCACUAGGAGCCCAAGGAGCCCUUCUUAUGAGACUCAUCGUCCGUCGCUCUUCGCUUUGGGCCACCACCGUUCGCUGGGCCAACUGGUAGUGCGCAUCGAGUUAGAGUUGUUGCCGAGAGCCGGGAGAAAGAGCCGUUGGCACACCAAAUUGCAGGCCACCCUUCUUCGGGGGGGGGUCGGUCACUUGUCUAUUUAUUUCAACUUACUUUUACCAAACGAGUUUUUAAAAAAGAUCUAAACCUAUUGUGAGCUCGGCACACA